AUGCUCGAACUUGGUAGUAUAAGCGGUCACUCGGUAGCAUCAUCCAUCACGCAAGAACGGCAGCUCAGAGGCAACAACAUCAAGCCAUCGCUAUCGUCGCACACCAAGCAUCGCAAGACACCGCGGGUUUCGAAAGCACAUCCCGAAGAUACCAAGUUAGCCGAUGCCCAUCAAAGAAGUGUCAACAACUUGCCUGCUUACUCCUACUUCAGCGCCUCCCACCCCGAACAGCGAACGAGUAUCAGUCCCGCCAAUAUAGCACCCAUGGUUCAUUACACAAGGACUGGGCGCAUUAGUAAAGCGAAGAAAGGGUUGAAAGUGCAUGCAUGCGAAUGCGGCAAGUCUUACACAAGAGCCGAGCACUUGAGGCGACACCAGAAAAAUCAUCUUCAGGAUGGUACCCUUGUAUGCGACUUUCCUGACUGUGAAAGAACAUUCUUUCGGGCGGAUCUUCUACAGCGACACCAGGAACGACACGAUAUACCUGGGGAGGGAUCCCCCCUACCCUCCGAGAUUGAUCAAGACGAACCUUUAGAGCCUUUUCGAAGCUCCGAACCUAUGGCUAUAUCGUCGAGCACAACAGCUACGCUCCUUCCAGCUACACAUUACCAUCCGCUCCAGCCCGUCUCUUCCACACACGAGUCAGCCGAAGCUCCAAGGUAUAUCCAAAAUUCGUUUCGUACUCCCCAGCUUCCUCGAACCCCACGAGUUCCGUCGUUGGUUCAUAGUCAUGUUGUUCGUUCUUCUCCAAUUACGUCCAGCCCCAACCAUUCUAGGUCGCAAAGUUUUUAUACUGGCCGCCAGUCGAUAUCUGUCCCGGUAUCAAUAGAAGGCAUACCCCAUCACACGGGUUGGAGUGAUUCGUACGGUCAAUCACCUGGCUAUUCAUCAUCCAGUGGGUACGCUUCACCGAUACUUGGCGCAGGGGAUUACGCCAAUAUGUUCGCGACCCCAAACUAUGGCUCUGGCUCAUGCCGAACGCGCACUUCAUCCAAUGCAUCCUAUAUCGAACCGUGGUCAUAUCAGUCACAAUCACCAAUGUCCUGCACCUCGACCAUGCCGCAUAUGUGGACUUCCAACGAAAAGACUCUUACCGCGUCAGGCUUUUCGUACAUGGCUGCCUCCGACUCAUUCCUGAAUAUGCCGAUUCCAGGCGACGUAGACAACAUGGUACUCUACGGACAAUAUGGUCCUCAGACAAUGGCAAUGCGAGAUGAUGAAGAUGAGCUUGUCCUCUUCCCAAAUCAACCACAUGGUAUGGAUCAAAUCACCCACGUCUAUCCCUCUAAGAACUUCCUUGACAAUUACUGGAGGCUUUUUCAUCCCACUUUCCCCAUCGUCCAUCGAUCUACCUUUGAGAGUGUGAGCCCUUCACCCAUGCUCCACGCCGCCAUGAUCGCGGUCGGUGGACAUUAUUCCACCGACGCGAGUGUCAGACGGAAGUCGAGGAUCCUCCACGAGCGAUGCAUCGAGUUGCUCGAGCGGAGGCAUCGAAAUCCGCUGGCAAGUUUUGAACGACUAUGUGAUUACCAAGCCAUCUUCCUUGUUGAGUUGCUUUCUCAAUACCUAUCUCGCCGUGUUUCGAGAGUGCUAUCACCACGGUUUGAGUUGAUGUAUCACAAGAUGGCUGAAGAUGUUCGAGACGUCACGUCGAAGAUUGCUGAAAUAACAUUCUCCGUCACACAGCCCGAAUCAAACACCGUCAACCAAUGGAAUCGAUGGAUUCAGCUUUCGACUCAACAGCGCCUCUUCUUGUCCUGCUACAUUAUGGAUUACCAGCAGGCAAUAUUACUCGCCCGCGAACCUCGAGAUUCCUUCUUCCAAGAACCUGGCAUGAACUUACCAAUCCCGACACACUCUUCUGCUUGGGGAUCCUCGAGUGCUGCCGAAUGGGUUGUUGCCGUUCAGCAAAACCCAUAUCUGCCUACAUACGUUUUCGAAACCGACUCUAACUUGACCAUCAUGCCUUUCGACCCUUUUCAGUCUUCUGUAAUGCUUGCAGCACACUACAACCACUUUGGCACUCGGAACCCUUACCUUGCCCUAACCACAACCAUAAAUGUCGAGCAAUACUUAGACGCAUCGCCAAUUACGAGACAUAGACUCCUUACGGCGAAACUCCUUCAAGUGACCCCCAUCCGUGCGUUAUUGGCAGUGUCUGGAGAGUCAUGGAUUCUGUUCGAGAAAAUCACUGCUCCCCGGGUCUUGUCUACUCUUAGAAGUACUCUCAGGGUGUGGAUCAGUCAGUUAUGGUCGACUUCUACAGCAGAGCCAUACACUGUACCUGUUAGAGAGGCGCUCCGCAUAUCAAUUAGCAUACUCCAACAAGCCUUAACCGAGGGGCCUGACUAUCUAACACAUGGGAUGGGAUCUGGGAUGAGCCUGUACUUUGCGGCCUUGGUCGUUUGGGUCACGACAGUGGCGGCAAGAACAAGAGUUAUGAGGGUCCGGCAAGUGGCGACACGACGACUCCAACCACAAUCGUCACUACCAAUUGAUCCAGGAACAGUUGCGCCUAUACCACCAGCAUCCACACAGCUGUCCACAUUUGACCCAUCACUAUCUUUAAGUUCAGUCCAGCCCGGAGCCCUCGGACUCAUCCUUGGCCCACACGCCCAGCCUUCCCAAGCCAGUCCCUCCAACACUGCCGCUCUGGUCCCUCACUCUGAACUCAACAAAAACUCCAUCUCAUUCCUGUCUACCGCUUUCCAGGAUCUCAGUAGCCCUGCUUCUCCUAGCACUAUCAUGCGCUGCCAAACGGGCAGUACGAACUUGCUUCUGUGGGUCAAGCAUCUCCAUGGCGUCCAAAGCCCUACAGGUGCUCACGUAGGUAGUGGCGACGAAGGACAUGGGGAGCUGCUGAACAGUGUUAUCAGCUCUUUGAGGAGAAUCCUGGACAAAAGCUGGGAAGAAUGGCGUAUCUAA
This is a messenger RNA of Dothidotthia symphoricarpi CBS 119687, 2925 nucleotides long. RefSeq lists its product as uncharacterized. The record is from RefSeq and is a predicted model, not a curated record. Gene Ontology annotation, molecular function: RNA polymerase II cis-regulatory region sequence-specific DNA binding; DNA-binding transcription factor activity, RNA polymerase II-specific; zinc ion binding. NCBI's taxonomy places the organism in Eukaryota, Fungi, Ascomycota, Dothideomycetes, Pleosporales, Dothidotthiaceae. The transcript is spliced from 7 exons. Gene Ontology annotation, biological process: DNA-templated transcription; regulation of transcription by RNA polymerase II. Gene Ontology annotation, cellular component: chromatin. The coding region runs from base 1 to 2925 and encodes 974 amino acids.